Chrysochloris asiatica (Cape golden mole) is the source of this 1566-nucleotide messenger RNA. RefSeq names its product SMG9 nonsense mediated mRNA decay factor (gene SMG9). The record is from RefSeq and is a predicted model, not a curated record. Bases 1 to 1566 code for a protein of 521 amino acids. The transcript is spliced from 13 exons. Gene Ontology annotation, biological process: nuclear-transcribed mRNA catabolic process, nonsense-mediated decay. NCBI's taxonomy places the organism in Eukaryota, Metazoa, Chordata, Mammalia, Afrosoricida, Chrysochloridae.
AUGUCUGAAUCUGGGCACAGUCAGCCCGGGCUCUAUGGGCUAGAGCGGCGGCGACGGUGGAAGGAGCCUGGAUCUGGCGGCCCCCAGAAUCUCUCUGGGCCUGGUGGUCGGGAACGGGAAUACAUCGCACCGUGGGAGAGGGAAAGACGGGAUGGCAGCGAAGAGACAGGCAGCUCCAUCAUGCAGAAAACCCCCAUCAUCCUCUCCAAACCUCCGGCAGAGCGGUCAAAGCAGCCUCCCCCACCCACCCCGGUGCCUGCUCCCCCACCUGCCCCCACUCCUCUAGAGAAGCCCAUCGUCCUCAUGAAGCCCCGGGAGGAGGGCAAGGGGCCUGCGACCGGGACAGGCACCUCUACCCCCGAGGGCACUGCCCCACCGCCCCCUGCAGCCCCUACCCCGCCCAAGGGAGAGAAGGAAGGGCAGAGACCCACGCAGCCUGUGUACCAGAUCCAGAACCGGGGCAUGGGCACCGCUGCGCCUGCAGCCAUGGACCCGGUCGUGGGCCAGGCCAGACUGCUGCCCCCAGAGCGCAUGAAGCACAGCAUCAAGUUGGUGGAUGACCAGAUGAAUUGGUGUGACAGUGCCAUCGAGUACCUGUUGGAUCAGACCGAUGUGCUGGUGGUUGGUGUCCUGGGCCUCCAGGGGACGGGAAAGUCCAUGGUCAUGUCGCUGUUGUCAGCCAACACCCCAGAGGAGGACCAGAGGGCAUAUGUCUUCCGGGCCCAGAGUGCUGAAAUGAAGGAACGAGGGGGCAACCAGACCAGUGGCAUUGACUUCUUCAUUACGCAGGAACGGAUCGUUUUCCUAGACACACAGCCCAUCCUGAGCCCCUCCAUCUUGGACCAUCUCAUCAACAACGACCGCAAACUGCCUCCGGAGUACAACCUUCCCCACACCUACGUGGAGAUGCAGUCCUUGCAGAUUGCCGCCUUCCUCUUCACCGUGUGCCACGUGGUGAUUGUCGUCCAGGACUGGUUCACGGACCUCAGUCUGUACAGGUUCCUCCAGACGGCAGAGAUGGUGAAGCCCUCCACCCCAUCCCCCAGCCACGAGUCCAGCAGCUCCUCAGGCUCCGAGGAAGGCACCGAAUACUACCCCCACCUGGUCUUCCUGCAGAACAAGGCUCGCCGGGAGGACUUCUGUCCCCGGAAAUUACGGCAGAUGCACCUGAUGAUUGACCAGCUCAUGGCCCACUCCCACCUGCGCUACAAGGGUACUCUCUCUAUGCUACAGUGCAACAUCUUCCCAGGACUGCCCCCGGACUUCCUGGACUCCGAGGUUAACUUGUUCCUCAUGCCUUUCAUGGACAGCGAAGCAGAGAGUGAAACUCCCCCAAGAGCAGGACCUGGCUCCAGCCCGCUCUUCUCCCUGCUGCCUGGGUACCGUGGCCACCCCAGUUUCCAGUCCCUGGUGAGCAAGCUCCGGAGCCAGGUGAUGUCCAUGGCCCGGCCACAGCUGUCCCACACCAUCCUCACUGAGAAGAACUGGUUCCACUAUGCUGCUCGGAUCUGGGACGGGGUGAGGAAGUCCUCUGCACUGGCAGAGUACAGCCGCCUGCUGGCCUGA